AUGGUGUCUCUGGGACUGAUGUGUGAGAAAGAUAUUGAUGAACUGCGCCUUAAAAUCGAUUCUUUCAUAGCUUCUCCGCUCCAGAGAUCCCUCGACUCUGUACUGGAUCGAGCUAAAGCCACUGCACAAAGCCAAGUGGAACUAGCGAAUAUGAAAGCCAAUCUGAGAGAAGCAGAGGAUGAGCUCGUUAAAGUGUUGGCAGUGAAAACCCGUGAAGAGGCAAAGCAAAUGGGGUUAAGGGACUCCAUUUCCGCAACACAGUCUCGAAUCCAAGUGCUUAGAAGGAUUCUGCAGUUACAGAAUUCCAAGCGGGAAGAGCAUGCCAAAACUAUCUCCCAUAGAUUGCAAGGCUUAGCAGUAUACAAUGACAGUGCUGGUAAGGCCACGGAAGAUAAAUCCCAUGUCAAUGAUGCCAUCUCUUGGUAUAACCAGUCUCUUGGUUUUCACGUUGAAGCUGGGCAUGGAGUUAAGUUUACAUUCACGAACAUUGAUGCAAAAAGCCCUACACGCGAGUUUUCAUUCACACUUCACUAUGGAAAUGACAUCUACACACUAUUGGAUUGCAACUCGCAACUAGAUGACAUUGAUGAGAUGGUUCAAGAUCUGAAUAAAACCAAUGACCUCUUUGGAUUUGUUCGUCUGAUGAGGAAUAAGUUUAAGAAUGCUACCUUUUCUGAGCUGCCAACACAUUCAGAAAAUCUGCCGCAGGAAACUUCCAUCAUAUCUGCUUCAGCUCCAGCUAUGUCAAUUACCACCAAUGACACAAACAUGUUAACUCCAGAGAACAAGGUACCUGAGGUUCAAGUGAAUCGGCGAUACAAAAGAUCUAGCCAUUCCCCACUUCAGUCUCCCGCACCCUCUUCUUCAGUUCGACGUUCUGCUCGCCUUAAGGCUAAGAAAUGA
Molecule: messenger RNA, 903 nt
Organism: Eruca vesicaria subsp. sativa (arugula)
Lineage: Eukaryota; Viridiplantae; Streptophyta; Magnoliopsida; Brassicales; Brassicaceae
Source: the annotation of a GenBank genome assembly